GGUCUUUUAGUAUCUCGCUUAACAGUGUCGAUAAACAUGUCUCGUGAGGUGUCAGGGAAAAUUAUUGUUAUAACUGGAGCCGCGAGCGGCCUCGGCCACGGUAUGGCUGAUAAUUUUCUUCAAAAAGGAGCAAAAACAGUAAUAAUUCUGGACAUCGAUGAAAGUAAAGGCCAAGAAGCUGUUUCAUCCUUUAACAGGAAAUACGGGAAUAACCGAGCAGUGUUCAUAAAGUGCAAUGUGUGUACAGAUCUAGAUCAAGUUUAUGAUAAGAUCACGAAGGAUUAUAAUGAUAUCGAUUGUCUCAUCAACAAUGCUGGGAUCUUCGACGAGAAUAAUUUAGAAGGAACCAUCGGCAUAAACGUCACGGCGUUAAUCAACUGGUCGAUGAAAUUCUAUGAUUAUAUGAGAGUCGACAGAGGGGGGAAAGGAGGUAUCAUCAUCAAUGUUUCAUCGAUAUACGGCUAUAGAAUUAUGCCUUAUAUUCCAUUUUAUCAUGCAUCUAAAUAUGCCGUGAUAGGAUUUUCUAAAUCAUUAGGACAUGAAAUGAACUUUAAAAGGACUGGAGUUUGUAUCGCAACUUUGUGCCCAGGACUGACCUUCUCAAGCAUGACGAGUGAGCCGCGGAUAAAGGAAAAAGAAUUGGAGGAACCAUUUUUAAAUGAUUUGCAAAAAGAUUACGAAUGGCAAUAUCCCGAAGCAAUCGGAAAAGGCACCGUUGAAAUUUUUGAAAAAGCUGAAUCUGGUAGCGUUUGGCUCGUUGAAGGUUCGAGACCAGCAGAGAAAAUAAAUGUUUGAGUCUCAAAUAAAACAUAUAUUAUAGAACUAUCAAUAAACUUGGAAAUUAUAAAUGCUAUGGAAAAUUCUAUGUAAAUAUGACAAGUUUAAAUAAAUGAUCUAGACAGACGUCAUAAGAUUGUAAGAUAAGAUCCUCAGAAACCAUGCAUAACAUUUAUAAAACGCUUCACUUUUAUGACACUUUGUUAAAAAUAAAUGCAAAGAUUACAAUAAUUAUUAGGUAGAUGUUAACAUUGUAAUUGUUUUCAAGCAAUGGUCUUAAAGUUUGCUACUUAACUAUUACGUUUUAGAUUCUCGUGCAAACGAGGUAUUGUAUAUUACUAUGUUUAAACAUAUAUUUUUUGUAAUCAUUUGAUAUUAAAUAAAUAAUGUGUUUUUAAAAAGGUGAAGGCUGUCGUAUAUCUCAAAGCAAAGAUUAAAUUAACCUACACAAUUAUAAAAAA
Danaus plexippus (monarch butterfly) is the source of this 1238-nucleotide messenger RNA. RefSeq names its product 15-hydroxyprostaglandin dehydrogenase [NAD(+)]-like. The transcript has a single exon. NCBI's taxonomy places the organism in Eukaryota, Metazoa, Arthropoda, Insecta, Lepidoptera, Nymphalidae. Gene Ontology annotation, cellular component: cytoplasm. The record is from RefSeq and is a predicted model, not a curated record. Bases 37 to 795 code for a protein of 252 amino acids. Gene Ontology annotation, molecular function: oxidoreductase activity, acting on the CH-OH group of donors, NAD or NADP as acceptor.